Saccostrea echinata is the source of this 1219-nucleotide messenger RNA. RefSeq lists its product as uncharacterized. Gene Ontology annotation, molecular function: lipid binding. The record is from RefSeq and is a predicted model, not a curated record. The transcript has 10 exons. Lineage: Eukaryota; Metazoa; Mollusca; Bivalvia; Ostreida; Ostreidae. Bases 331 to 1029 code for a protein of 232 amino acids.
UUAAUCGUAUGGAGGUCUGCCUACAUGUUGGUCUUCACUCUGUUGGGACGGGGUUCUGGAGUGUUGUAUACAAAACAGAGCGGGAUCAUUGAUUUUCUACUCAUGAUUAAAUAAUGUAUUAUUAUACAUGUGUACGUUGACGCGCCAUGUCAGUGUAAACACGUGUCCUACAUUAUAGUAUCACGAGGAAAUUACUAUACUCCUAAAAUUAACAGAUUAACAAAGGGAAUGUGAAGACGAGAUUAACGAAUAUCGGAAAAAAGGGUUUUUCUGCAACAUCGGUCUCGGGAAAUGUCUCCGACUAGCUGAUUAAGAAGAUUACCCGAUAGGAUGACUGACGCACUGAAUGUGCACGUGAGGACGGUGGUUGAACGUCUGCUGCAGAGGGACAUUCCUGAUCAGAUCGGAGAAGCAUCGGGUGUGCACUUCGAACUUACAAGGAUGCGAACAACAAAUCUACAUUUACCAUCAGCGGCGUUGAUACAAGACAACAUCACUACAAGAGGUGGGGGACUAAGCAUGACGGGAAGGUACCGCUUUACGUACGGCAGAAUACUAUCUGGUGACGGAGAUUUUGACGUCAUUGUUUCAGGUCUUUCAUUGGUCAUCAGUCUCCCGCCACGACAUCGUCAACAUAACACCCGCCAUUCUAGGGCUUCCCCAGUCAACUCAUCUCACGGAGAACCCCGGGAUCAUCAUACAGCGGACCAUGACACUAUCAACAGAUUCGUUCACCAUGGCAACGUCGAGUGUACAGUGAGGAAGGUGAAGAUAAAGUUCCGGGGGAAGUCGGCCAGACUCUGUGGAUUUCUGACUAAGGUCUUCUCUAGAUGGAUUGUUUCGCAACUGCAAAUCAGCACUGCGGAAUUUGUAAAGAGUUGGUUUCGUGAAGAGCCAGACAUGUCUGUUAUUGCUUUGAUGGCUCUCUUUGCGAUGAAUGACCAAAAUGCAGUAGACGAAGAAGACAUACAUGGUGCUCUUUCAAGACUUCGGUGCUGGAGGUUUCGAAGGAGAAGAGAAUUACACUAGGCCACGUGAUGUUCUACACUUGGUCAUAUGACUAGUUCUUUCAAAUUUGGUUCUUCUAUAAGCAUUGAGGAAAAUACCGAAGUCAAUGAACAUUGUUUUGUCAGAUUUUAUUAUUAUUUAUUUUAAUAUAUACUUUAAUUUUAGUAUUUUUGUAACAACAUGUAUUUGACAAUAUAUUCGUCAGAGAAAA